AGCAAACAGGCAGAAAACAGAUCUGAGUCAUAAACAUCGAAAGCUGCUGCAUCAACAAUCUUGAGAGAUAAAUUGCAAUAAUAUUCAGGCUGUGAAACCAUAUUGAGCAUGGCGGAUACUGUACGUCACAUUUCUUCUGCAAUUUUUACCGACUAAAAUCCCCUCCCACAUUUUUGCAAUUUGACAUCAAACCCCUCACGUCCGCUUUGGUAUUGCCAGCGUCGCCUACACUCGAUUUUUGCGUCAGAUCUUUGACACGAGAUCUACGCAAAUUCAUAUUCAUUCAAGGCUUCCAUAAAACUGACUACUUUUGGGUUGACAGGAAGCGGUAGCCCAAGAGACAAAACAACGCAAGUCGGUAGCAUUCAGCGAAGAAGCCACAGUCAUGGAUGCCAACGGAGAGGUUACAGAGACUCCUCACGUCGAGAAAGACACAGCUGAGAGCCACUCUGCAGACAAGGAAGUCGACGAGGUCACCGAACUGUUCAAAGGUCUUUCCAAGAAGAAAAAGACAAAGAAAUCAAAGGAUGCGGAUGCCGAAGGUGACGAGGCUGCCCCUGCUGGCGAUGGCGAACUUGACUUGAGUGCGAUGAAGAAAAAGAAGAAGGUUAAGAAAGCCGACGUUGGAGAUUUCGAAGCCAAGCUCGCCGAAGCCGGUGUCACAGAGGAAGGUGCAGAAGGCAAAGAACCCGCUGGCGAACAACUACCCGAAGGUGAUCUCGAGAAGGGAACCGGUAUUUGGGCCCACGAUGCUACACAAGCCAUUCCAUACCAGUUGCUCGUUACCCGAUUCUUCUCCCUCAUUCAGAGCCACCACCCCGAUCUUUUGUCUAGCGGUUCGAAGUCGUACAGGAUUCCUCCUCCCCAGUGUUUGCGUGAAGGAAACCGUCGUACUAUUUUCGCCAACAUUGCCGAUAUUUGCAAGCGGAUGAAGCGAUCGGACGACCAUGUCAUGCAGUUCUUGUUCGCUGAGUUGGGUACCAGUGGUAGUGUGGACGGUAGCCGACGAUUGGUUAUUAAGGGUCGUUUCCAGCAGAAACAAAUUGAGAAUGUGCUGCGACGAUAUAUUGUCGAAUACGUUACCUGCAAAACCUGCCGAAGCCCCGAUACCGAACUCAACAAAGGAGAGAACCGUCUGUAUUUCGUUACCUGCAACUCUUGCGGAUCCCGACGAUCCGUCACGGCCAUCAAGACCGGUUUCCGUGGACAAGUUGGCCGUCGUAAGAAGGCAGCUUAACUAUUUUGCUCUUCCUGUUUCUGCUACUUGUUUUUCUUCUAUUCUACCUCCCUUUUUCCUCAUUCAAAAAGUUCUCUAACGACCUCGGGACUUUUCGCUUAUUCCCUGACAUGGAUAUGGAUAUGAACAAAAUUGGUGGCGAGAGAUGUGAUGAUAUGAAUGUGAAUAGAUUUCUAUGUUGUCAUGCCGUAUCUAAUAUGCCCUAAGGAGUUGAAUGUUGCAUAUGAACGU
Talaromyces stipitatus ATCC 10500 is the source of this 1468-nucleotide messenger RNA. RefSeq names its product translational initiation factor 2 beta. The transcript has 3 exons. The record is from RefSeq and is a predicted model, not a curated record. NCBI's taxonomy places the organism in Eukaryota, Fungi, Ascomycota, Eurotiomycetes, Eurotiales, Trichocomaceae. Gene Ontology annotation, molecular function: translation initiation factor activity; mRNA binding; translation initiation factor binding. The coding region runs from base 386 to 1237 and encodes 283 amino acids. Gene Ontology annotation, biological process: formation of cytoplasmic translation initiation complex; formation of translation preinitiation complex; translational initiation. Gene Ontology annotation, cellular component: eukaryotic translation initiation factor 2 complex.